Messenger RNA from Capronia coronata CBS 617.96, 1407 nucleotides. RefSeq lists its product as uncharacterized. Gene Ontology annotation, molecular function: 2-oxoglutarate-dependent dioxygenase activity. The record is from RefSeq and is a predicted model, not a curated record. NCBI's taxonomy places the organism in Eukaryota, Fungi, Ascomycota, Eurotiomycetes, Chaetothyriales, Herpotrichiellaceae. The transcript is spliced from 2 exons. The coding region runs from base 1 to 1407 and encodes 468 amino acids.
AUGACGAACAGUCCAAGCAAGUCACUUGCUAUCUCAACACUGCUCCAGCUGAUAGAAGACUACCAUGCGUUCAACCCAGGUGGCGUCGAGCGGCUUCCCUAUCCUACCUCGGUAGAGUUCUGCAAACAGGUCAGCCGGGGACGGCCAUGCGUAUACCGACUCCGGCGUUCCAGUGAGCGAAUAAACAGAGACAGGAGCAGAAACGGAGACAGAGACAGAGAUGAUGGAAGACAUGUAAAUGAGGCACCACAGUCAGACACCGAUCAAAUUCGGCAAGCCGAGGAGACAGAGAUUCUAUCAUGUCCUGCCUUCUCCUGGACGAAAGAGCAAUUAUGCCAGAAGGUGAAGGAGGAUGUCGAAGUGGCCGUGACCCCGGACGGCCGCGCCGACUCUCUGUACCCGUACCCGUACCCGUAUCCAAGCCAGUCCGGGAACCCCAACAACAGCAACAGCAACAGCAAUGCCUCCCAGGAAGGACCACAGGCAGGAGAAGACCAAGAAGAAUCCAAGACGAGAUCGCAGCACGCUCACGAAGACGUCUUUGUUCAACCGGCAACAGUCAUGAUGCCUCUCUCGUCUGUUCUUGAGAAGAUCUGCUCAGCAUCAUCCACUCCAUCUCCGUCCUCAGCCUCAGCCACUGGACCCCCCGACCCAACCCCGCCAUCGACGACGGCAACGGAAACGACAAACUCUCCUCACCCUGAAUCCAGAGAGCCAGUCUACUAUCUCCAGUCACAGAACAGCAACUUGACAACCACACCCCUAGCCGCUCUCCUCGCAGACGUGCCAUCAUGUAUCCCCGUCGCCCGACCCGUCCUGGGCGACCCCGAAGCCGUCAACAUCUGGAUGGGCAAUGCCUCGUCCGUGACCAGCACCCACCGCGACCCCUAUGAGAACCUGUAUCUAGUGAUCCGGGGCAAGAAGCAUUUCACUUUGUGGCCGCCUUGUGAGGAAUUAUGUUUGCAUGCCAAAAAAGUCCGCACUGCACAUCAUGUAUAUGAUACCAGCACUUCGCCCCCUUCCUUCAAGAUCGUGCUUGAUGAGUCGCCUUCAUCGACAUCCACCAGCCUCUCCGAGGAUGAUGAUGAACCUGGUCCGGACACUUGCAUACCUUGGAUUCCUAUCGAUCCAAUCAACCUCCCACCUGCGGAUAUACUAAACUCGCAAUAUCCGUAUUACCAGUAUUCACACCCUCUCACUGUCACUGUGUCCGAAGGAGAGAUGUUAUAUCUACCCUCGGGCUGGUUUCACCAUGUCCGGCAAGAUUGUGGAGUCUGGGAUGAUGGAGAGGUGGCGCCCUGCAUAGCAGUGAACUAUUGGUUCGACAUGGACUAUGAAGGGGAGAGAUAUGUCAUGCGAGAAAUGCUGGCCAGAUUAGCCGAGAUGACUAGGGAAGACAAUCAAUGA